AUGGCUCAAGAAAACCAGGAAAAUAUUCGGUAAGUUCAAUUUAACCCCCAAAUUAAUAUAAUAUCGAGAGUCUCGUUUAUAUAAUCGAUUGCUGUAGGAGAAAUGAAUUGAUGGCAGAGUUGGAAAAUGACGAGGUCAAUCGCCAGCUUUGUGCCGUGGACAUAUUUUCUUGGUCACCCGAAACUCAGGAACAAGUUCUCGCUGAAUGGGACGGCUGGCAGGAGCCAACCGCGGAAAAGCCGGGCAAUUGUUGUGUUAGGAGUGUGGUAAAGUGUUUGCACGGCCCGAUAGUCUCAAGCGUCAUAUGAAACGAGUACAUACUAGCGAGAAGUCAUUUCCUUGUGAACGAUGUGAAAAAUCCUUUGCAACCCUUGAUACGUUGAAACGCCCAGGGCCUUUUUUAACAUACAAGCUGGGGGGGGGGCAAAUGCCCCGCCCCCAGUCCCCCUUGUGCACCCCCACGAAAUCACAUUUUGCCUUCCCCCCCCCCAGGAAAAGUCCCUUUUUUCUAAAAUUAUACAAACAAACCAGCGAAGAUUAAAAUAGAUAAACGGAAAGUAAGUUUUAGGCUUUAUCCUUUGUCCUUGUGUUAAUAAAAUCGAUUUAAAUUGUUACGUUUUUCUACCAUCAAGUAAUGAUAAAUUAUUGUUAAUAAUUUUUUAUUUUUUGGAUGCUCAGAAUGCAGGAAAUAGUAUUUCCGGGUUUCAAAUUACAAAAAUUUUCUGGGAAUUAUCCCUCUAAUCAAUAAUGAUAAAUUACGGUUAAUAUUCUUUUUUACUUUUUGUGCAAUUUCCCUUCUUUUAUUUCAAAUACAAGUAUAGUUAGCAUAAAUUUUAGAGCAAAUUUGGAUGCUCAGAAUGCAGGAAAUGGCAUUUUCGUGCUUCAAAUUUCAAAAAUUUUCUGGGGGAGUACACCCCCACACACGUGACCAUUGCUAUCCUCCUCUCAUAAGUAAUGAUAAACUAUGGUUAAUUUUUUUUAAUUUUUUGUGCGUUUUUUCCUUUAUUUAUUUCAAAUACAAGUAUAGUUAGCAUUAAUUUUGGAGCAACUUUGGAUGCUCAGAAUGCAGGAAAUGACAUUUCCGAGAUUCAAAUUUCAAAAAUUUUCUGGUGGAGUACACCCCCAGGCCCCAGACCCACCUUUCAUGCGUGGUAUAUUGGCCACACAUGUGGCCUUCAGCCAUUACUAUCCCCUUCUAAUAUAUUACCUCACAGAAAGGUCCCUUUUCAAAAAAUGCCCCCCCCCCCCACGGGAAAAUCCUUAAAUAAGGCCCUGGAAACGCCAUGAGAAAUCCCACAGCGAGAGGGGGCACGAAUGUUCGAAAUGUCACAAGAAAUUUGAUCGAAAGUUUCGUAGAGAUUUGUAUUAAUAUAUAAACCGUAACAAUUAUAUGUAUAGACAUUGUGUAAUAUGUAUAGAUAUACGCUGUUCCCUAAAUAAUUAUACUUCAUGUUCUUUAAAGGAUAAUCUGAACCGCCACAUGAAAAUGCACGAACGACGAGGAGCCGAAGGGGAAUAUACUUGUAAUGUAUGUGGUGAAGUAUUCCGAAAUAUAUUCCCAUUCCAAGCUCAUCAGCGUGAUGUCCAUCAAGUCGGUGGUGGAAAACGUACCAAGACGUCAACCCGGCGAACGAAAAGACAAAGAACUGAUGAACCGGGUAUGUAUAAAUGAAAAUAUUUCGAUUACUGACUUUGAUUACUGAUUACCGACUAAACGAAUAUUUUCUCUUUUAAGAACCGCCAAGACCUUCGACACCGGUGAACGAAGGUAAGCAUUCGUUGUGUGUUUUCCGUUGCUAUGCAACGUUGUCAAACACCACUAAUACAUUUUUCUCCUUUUCAGGAGCUUCUACGUCUACUGUCGUCAACGAAGGUAUGAAAUUCAAUUUUAUACCGUAUAUAGUAUAUUUAAAUUUAUUUGAUUGUGGUGAACUUUGCCGAUUUGAUGUGUACUGACAAUGUUAAUUACUCGCAACCUUUUUGCUUAAUUCGGUUUUAAAACAUUGCCUGAAGAAAGAAAUGGUUUAGCACGUUGUCAUUGGUUUUUACAACCACUCAAAAAAUCCUAACGUUUACAUUUGAAAAAUAUUUUCAUGAUAGAAGGUUGUUAAGAGUAAUUUGCAUUUUCACUGAUGUUUGUGUUUUGAAAACCAUACUUUUACUGAUAAAAAUAAUCGAGUAAUUUUUAUAGCGUGGGUUUAUCAUUUUGUCAAGUAAAAUUUGCAUGUUCCUAAUUUAUUCAUGUUAGACUUAUGUUCAUUUGAUUUAGAACUAUUAAUUUAACUACAUUUAUUCGUUUUAUGUCAUGGUACGAGCAGUUAUACUGCAUCGUUUAGUAACCAGGGGCGUAGGAAGCACCUGGAGUUUGGGGGGGCACCGGCUUGUAGGGGCACAUUACUAUCGGAAAGGGUACCUAAAAAAUUUUCCCCGGAAAUGUUGUCGACGGGCGGGGGGGGGGAGAGAAAUUUCUCCUGAGGAAAAUUUUCCGUCGUAUCAUACCGAAAUUUAUGUUUGUGACCUAAUUUUUAAAAAAAAUUUGUAAAUUUCCACACAAAAACGGCACCUAUUGUUUUAAUUUAGUAUUUACAGCGACAUUAGCUUCUACAAAAGGGGCACUUUUCCUCACAAAAAAGGGCACUUUUCAACACAAAAAGGGCACUUUUUAUCACAAAAAAGGGCACUUUUAGUCCUUUAAAAAAAUUUGGGGGGGCACGUGCCCCCCGUGGCCCCCCGCUUCCUACGAGCGAGUAAUUUUCAUAGCGUGGGUUUAUCAUGUUGCUAUGUGAAAUUAGCAUGUUACUAAUUUAUUCAUGUUAGACUUAUGUGGAUUUUUUAUGAAUCGGGUGUUUGUAUGAACAAAAUUAGUGCGGAACUUUAGACAAAAAUAAAGAAUCGGGUGUUAUAAUUUAUUUCUAAAGGACCCCAACAAUUCCCCCAAGAUCCCAUAUUACCCCCAUCCAACCUUCCUUCCCAACUACACCGAGACCAUUGA
Messenger RNA from Paramuricea clavata, 2992 nucleotides. The record is from the annotation of a GenBank genome assembly. Lineage: Eukaryota; Metazoa; Cnidaria; Anthozoa; Malacalcyonacea; Plexauridae.